AUGGAUGCUUUAGAGUGGAUACGGUCGUGUGUGUGUGGUCCUAACACCCUUCUCUCGCUGCCUAUCCUGAAGCGGUUCGGCGUGGACAUGGCUGACGUGGAGCUCAAGCUCGUCCGCCGUGGUGCACCGCCGCUAGGUGGAGGGGAGGUGAUGCUGCGCCUGCCAGUCGUGAAGCAGCUGGAGGUGCGGGGGGGAAGGAUAGGGGUGGGCGUAAGGGGGGGGAGAGAUGGAGAGGGGGAAACCUGUGGUGGGGGAAGGGUUGAGGGAUUUGCUUGUGUGGAUGGUCCGAACACCCUCCUCACUCUAUUUCCCCGUUUCCACCCUCCCCUUCCCCCAUUCCCCCUCCAAACGUGCCAGCCAGUGGUGUGGGAGGACGAGGGGCUGGUGAAGAGGGUGAGGGGGGUGGCGUUCACAGCGAGGGUGGCGCCGCAGGUGGCGAAUCGCAUGGUGGACGCGGCCAGAGGGGUGCUCAACCGCCUGCUGCCUGAUGUCUUUAUCUUCACUGACCACUUCUCGGGGGCAGACUCUGGCAGGUCACCCGGGUUUGGCAUUUCCUUGGUCGCCGAAACCACGUCAGGGUGCCUGCUGAGCGCCGAAAGGGCCAUUUCCAGUUGCUGGGGCGAGCAUGAGGGGGUGGGGGGAGGCGCGGGGAGAGGGGGGAGAGGAGGAGCAGGGGGGCAGGGGGAGGAGGUGCCGGAGGAUUUAGGGUUGCAAGCGGCGCAGCUGCUGCUGCAUGAAGUGAAGCAAGGAGGCGUGGUGGACGGCAGUCAACAGGCCUUUGUGUUGCUGCUGUGUGCGCUGUGCCCAGAAGAGCUGUGCCGGGUGCGGGUGGGGCCGUUGACGCCACACACAGUGGACGCACUGAGGGACAUGAGGGCCCUGCUGGGCGUGCAGUUUGAUAUCCGCCCUGAUGAGACCACCGGCACUGUCUUCCUCUCCUGCAUUGGCUCUGGCCACAAGAACCUCGCCAUACCCGUCACUUGA
Messenger RNA from Closterium sp. Yama58-4, 984 nucleotides. The record is from the annotation of a GenBank genome assembly. NCBI's taxonomy places the organism in Eukaryota, Viridiplantae, Streptophyta, Zygnematophyceae, Desmidiales, Closteriaceae.